Messenger RNA from Pectinophora gossypiella (pink bollworm), 942 nucleotides. RefSeq names its product homeobox protein ceh-31 (gene lms). The record is from RefSeq and is a predicted model, not a curated record. The transcript is spliced from 3 exons. Gene Ontology annotation, molecular function: DNA-binding transcription factor activity, RNA polymerase II-specific; DNA binding. Gene Ontology annotation, biological process: neuron differentiation; central nervous system development; regulation of DNA-templated transcription. Bases 1 to 942 code for a protein of 313 amino acids. NCBI's taxonomy places the organism in Eukaryota, Metazoa, Arthropoda, Insecta, Lepidoptera, Gelechiidae.
AUGGAAACCGAUUCAAAUACCGAAGAAAUCCAACAAGAGAGUAAGACAACAGAAAAAGCAGAAUCAAGAUUACCUUUUUCCAUAGCUAACUUACUAGCUGACAAAUUUGAAAAACAUGAAGACACAAAUGUAGCGUCAAGCAGUACUGAAGUUGAUUAUGAAAAGUUUCAAAGCGGUCAGUUUCAAUCUGAUGAUGAAGAUGAUGUCAAGAGCACGGGAUCGGAACAAGUCGAUGUUGUGAGCUCUAACAACGACGCGUCAGAUUUGGAGAAGUCUGCUGAUUAUCAACAGUCAGCAUGCAGCAGCACCCGAGGCAAGCGCGCGCGCACCGCAUUCAGCGCGCAGCAGAUCAAGAGCCUCGAGGCUGAGUUCGAGAAGAAUCGCUACCUCUCCGUCGCGGCUAGGGGACGAUUGGCGCGACAACUGAGGCUUACGGAAACACAGAUCAAAAUUUGGUUCCAAAACCGUCGAACUAAGUGGAAACGUAAAUAUACGAAUGACGUAGAACUACUUGCUCAACAGUAUUACAGUAGUCUAGGCAUAGUCUCCCCUCGGCCCAUGUUUGUUGGAGACCGACUGUGGAUCUUCAACUACCCAAACAGACUGCCACCAACACAACAGCAGCAGUGGAUGAAAUCAAUAAACAACAUGCCAAUAAAUAACCAACUCAUGGAUAGGAAUCCCAUGUUUAGAACGCUCCCCAAGCCGGAUUUGCCGCCAUUUUUAAUCUCUCCACAGUACAACGAUAGAGUUUUCGAACGCACCUUACCGCCUAGCGUGAAAAAUCCCGCGCAAAAUCGUUUGUUGCCACGAGAAGUGUACAACAAUAUGGCGACUGCGAGAAGUUCAGAUAUUUAUAAAAACAAUAUUUUAAGUCAGUCUAGUCCACAGGAUCCCAACGUGGAUCACUUAAGAAGAUUGGAAGAGAAUUUUAGUAUUUAA